Messenger RNA from Schistosoma bovis, 2811 nucleotides. Lineage: Eukaryota; Metazoa; Platyhelminthes; Trematoda; Strigeidida; Schistosomatidae. The record is from the annotation of a GenBank genome assembly.
CAACUCCCGCCAUUUAAGUAGACUUAGGUAGGAGAUUCAAAACUCAGAGGAGGAAGGCCUGUGAAUUGUUAACCGUAGUUUAUUUCUUCCAGUAUCAGACGUAAGUGUACAAAACGAGUUCUCUCUGUCGUUUCUUUACGCUCAAUUUUUUUGUAAGUUCAAGAUAAUUGAGAGACCCAUAUAACGAGGACUUAGACAGGCCAUUCAGGAUGAAUUUCAGUUUGGUAAGGACAGGAGGCUUGAUGGCCUGUGUUAGUCCUGGCAAUGGUGGUCUCUCAGUUGAUCCAACUUUCUUUUGAAAGAGUCGACGGAUGGGGCUCCAAUCACGUGCUGAGGUAAUGAAUUCCACUCGAUGCUGCGCUGGGAAAGUCGAUAGUCAGCUGACAAGUAAUUUGUUCUGGGCUUGUGAACUUUUUUGGAGUGUCCUUGUAAAUUCUCUGUUUUGGAAGACAACAAAAACGAGGAUUGUUUCGUUAUCAACUGGGUUCGUCAUAUUCGUUUGUCAUCUGACGUGGAUAGCUUUCAGCCCGAUCUAUGUGACAAUAAUGCAACAGUCCCACAGAUUUAACAAGCUGGAUGCAUUUGUAAAUAUAAGUAAGCACUAAAACCAACUUUUCGCCUGGAUAAAAAGACCUUAAUUUUAUGUCAUAUUGAUCUCAAGCUGCACUUAUGUACUAAGCGCCCCUUGGACUAUCGAACGGACAUUCAUUGAAUGUACUUUUUGAGUCACCGGUUCCCAAAUUCCACCAGGUCAUUAGUUUAAAUUCCUUAGCAGGUCUUAAUUUUCACCGAGAAAAGUGCCGAGUUACUAACACAUAGAUGCGCCAUAGUCAUAGGCUGGAUUGUAUAUCAUGAUGGAGCUGACGAUCAAUAUCUGUCUCUAAUUUUAAAGAGAAGCAUGACACACACAGUUUGCACUCAACUAAAACCUUCACUGUCUGUUCGGACUCGUGCUCUAACAAACAAGUCCCACACUAGGUUGGCCAAUAAACUGUCGUUGUUAUCUGAUUCUUUGAAUCUGCGUCAUCGGAACAGGAAUGUAGAAAGAAGAAAUCACUUCAAGCAUCGUCAUGUUUUCUUAAAUAGGGAUGAUUGUUUACCUGACCCCAAAUCGCCUGUAGAAGACAACGGUCUCAAAGAACAGUCUGUGAUCAAUUCAAUCCAAGAUACCUCUGCUUCUUCUGUUUCAUCUACUUCCUGUGGGUCUAGUAGUAUGUCCUCUGUUUGUAAGUGGAAGGGUUGUGGGUGUAUUGAUAUUGAAAGGACUCAGUUGAUCAAUCACAUUCAACAAAUUCAUGUCGUCCCACAGUUAUCCAGUCGGCGAAAAUAUUUUAGUUGUUUGUGGCAGGAUUGUCGUGUGUUUGGAAGACCUAGUGUUUCGGCUGCGUGGCUGGAACAACAUAUACUUCAUCAUACGGAUGCCAAAGGAAAACCAUUUAGAUGCAUUUUCGAUGCAUGCACAUUACGAUUUUCUACUUCCACAUUGUUAGAACGUCAUGUUCAACGGACACAUAUGCGCACAAAUCGUAUCAAUAGUGAUUCCUUACCCAAAGUAUCUCUAACUGACAAGAACAUACUUUGUCAGCCACAUUCAGAAGAAAUAACUAAUUUACAAAAUCCAUUAAAGAAAUGUACUUCGCUAUCUACCAAAAAAAAUUUGCGCAAACGUAAGAAAACGCGAACUUACCGAGUUCGUCGCUUGGAUUUUUAUGAUUACAGAAGUCAAAUACUGGUUAAAAACAAGUUGAAAAUUUCAUAUCUUCUAAAUAAGGAGCUCACAACAAAAAAUAAUCAUGAACGAUCUCGCAUUUUACCACUGAGUUUUUGCAAGUUACCUUUGAAACUUUAUGACAAAUCUACAAAUCCGCGUGCUCGUCCCAAUGUUAAUCCACCAAAUAUCAUGGUUAGUAAAGAAUCGACCCUACCAUCAUUGUUGAGGCAUACAAAAGAUGUUCAUCAGCACAUAUCAUUGCUGUUGACAACUCCUCAUACGUUUGUUGGUCGACGUAUUUCUCUGGAUCAUCGAUGUGAAUUUCUCGUACGCUGGAUUAGCGGUUCUGGACAUAGUGUUAUCCCACCUACUUGGAUGUUCGAAGAGGAACUUAAUGUGGCAGCUCAUUUGGAAAGCAUUUUGUGAAAUGUGCAAUAAUGUGAUCUCGUUUCAUGCGGCAACAACCCGACGGUUUAUUGCUGCAUUUUGCUGUUAGUUCCAAUUGAUGGACAGCAACAUACGGGCUUUCGAUCCUCUGUUGUAUUCAUCUAAUAUGUUGCACUCAGCUGUGAAAACUGUCUGUAUCGUUUUGACCAACUUACUUUAUCAGUUCUUGUUUGUUAGUGUUUAUUUAUUUACUUCCCCUCAGUCUUCAUGUUCGUCUAGCUUACCUACUUACUAACUUAAUUGUUUAUAUUUGUGAUCAUGUAUGAUACAUUUUUGCUUUUGCUCAAUCUAGGUGGCACAUACGUAUUUAUUAUGUUAGGAUUUUCCCAAACAUUUCUCACCUUAUAGGCUUUCUUUGAAAUAUACGUGAUGUAAUUCCUUAUAACUCUGAGCUUGAUUUCGGUUACUGAAGGUUGAGUCAGGACAAGAUUUGUCAAAUAUAUAUUCUGAAUAGCAUGGUACAGAAACAAUCAAAGCGUCUACGACCCCACCGAUUGUUCCUUUCAAUGUCGUGAAAAUUAGACGUCGAUUUCUGUAGGGUUAGAAUGCUCUUCCCAUCACCCACACCACGAAAUAUUGAAAAACAUAGUAUUUCACCAUGUGAGUUAUUCACAUUGGAUUUUCUUAAAUGAGUUCUCUGUUUGUAUUCUUAC